UGAUGUUUUGUCGGCUGGUUUUGCAUCAUUUGUUGCUUAUGCCGCACAAUAGCCAGCAAAUAAGCCCAUUGUGUUUCGCAACGCUACGGCAGUAUCUUCUCCUUGUAUCGGCUUCCGUACAGCUACAGAGCUAGCUACCUUUCUAUGUAGCUUUGGCUUUGAGCGCCGUCAGGUUCCUGCAGAGAGACGAUUGAGGUUAUUGUCGAAUGUUUGUGCACCUCGAUCCUUUCGUAAAGAAGAUGAAAUCUAUGAUUGUGUCCGCAAGUGUCAGUAGUAGUAGUAGUAGUAGUAGUGAAUCGUGAUCUAGCUUCUUCUUGAAGUACUCGCAAGAUUUUUGUUGUGCGUUUGUUUAAAUCAACACGUAAAGAAUCAGCUUUCAGUGACAUAACAUGGUGGUUCCAUUAUCGGCAGUUUCUAAUCGUUCGUAGCUUUGCUAUCCAUCAUUAAGAUAGUAAAAUAAUAUAAUAUAUUAAGAAAUAGUUCGUUGAUCAUCGCCUGAAUAGGAAAAGGAUCAGGCGGGACUCAGAAGUUCUGUUACCGGCUUGGCGGUGCCAGAUUGACAGUUAUUAAAUCAGCCGAGAACAAAAUUGAAAAACAAACGUAAGGAAUAAUAUCUAGAAGAGUUAAUUCGUUGGAUAUGAGUAGCAGCGAACCUGCAACAGCUUCAAGUGGAGGCGGUGGUACCAGUGACAAACUAACGGUCUCUUCCGGCGCAGGUGGGAAUCGGCACGUGAUGUCCCCAUCUGCUGUUGGAGGGAAUAUCUUUGGUGGCUCCCUUUCGCCAUCGACAAAUGCAGGAUGCCCUCCGUUCGAAAGUGCCCUUUCACCUCGAACAAUAUCCCAAUUGCCCCAAGCAUUUCCCAGCCUUUCCGGACUCUCUCACCUACAGAUGCAACAGAUGCAACAGCUCGGCUUGAAUCAGCUGGCAGCAUCAGCGCCAGCGUAUCCGACUGGAUUGGGAGGGGUCGCGCUCCAAAAUUCACUACCCGGAAUGCAAGGAGUACCUGGAGCAGGACCACAGGGUCCUUCACCUCUGUUUCCAUUGAUGACGCCAGAACAAUUGCAAAGACAAUGGCUUCUUCUGGCCGGAUCAGCGUUCCGUGGCGGAUUCCCUAAUAAAUUAGGGAUGGAAAAUUACUUCCAGUUAUUGGCAGGACCAAACGGUUGUCCCCGUCGAAGGGGACGGCAAACAUACACAAGAUAUCAAACGCUGGAGUUAGAAAAAGAGUUCCACUUUAAUCAUUAUCUGACUCGAAGACGAAGGAUCGAGAUCGCCCAUGCGCUUUGCCUCACCGAACGCCAGAUUAAGAUUUGGUUUCAGAACAGGCGGAUGAAACUCAAGAAGGAAAUGCGAGCAUCGAAGGACGGUGACGCAAAUGAUGAAAGUAAAGAUGAGAAAGAUGGCGGUGAAGGGGAAGAUAGCUCGGAUCAAAAAGAUACCAAGGCCGGAAGUUCAACAGACGCUGAUACAACAACGCUAGCCAGUGACAGUGAGGGCGACUCUGAAGAUGAAGAGGUGGACCCUGUUGGAGAGGAGUCCGGCGGUAUGGUAGGUGCUAGAGAACCUUUGAGUGUCCUUAAAGGGCUCAAAGGAUUUAAGGAUCUCAAUAAGAACAAGGGCAUAUCAAUGGAUGGGACGUCAGAUGAUCGAAGCACGGCCAACUCGCCGUGUCAGGCAACGCAAACAGCGACAGAGGAUACCCGAGUCAUUGGUGUCUUACGGGACAAAAGUCCCCCACCAUUGCAACAGUCCAGUCCCGUUCCAUUUAACUAUAGCAUCCCGCACCUCAGCAAUCUUCAGCAGAUGUCCCAGCAGCUACAAAGCUCUCAGGGAGGAACAUUUUUGCAACAGCAGCAGCAGCAACAUCUGCAGAUGCAGACAUCGUCUCCUACACCGACGAUUUUCUUUCCGCUGGCAUUUGCUCCACCUCCGUGUGGCGAAACCGCUUCGCCUUCCCCUCCAGCGACAAUUCUUAACGUCAUUUAAGCGAGUGGUUACUCAACAGCCCUAGAAAAAUUAAUUUUCGUUAGUGAAAUUGUCCAGUGGUCGAAAGAUAUCUAGGAUGGUUUCAGGAAUUUUGAAUUGGCUAAAUGUCAGCUCUUUUCUCCACGUUGGGCUAAUUGAACAAGCUAAUUUUCCCAAAGCUACAUUGAUAACCUACACCAAUGAGCGUAUGCUCUAUUCUUAUACAUGCCUUAUCAGAAAAUUCUGAAAUACAUUUACUUCAUGUUAGAAAACAUAACUUAUACAUCUUUAAAUUGAACCAACUUGAUGCAUCAGCACUCGCAUAUGUUCGCCUGCAGAAGCUUGUAUGGGCAAAGAUCUAAAGCCAAACGUGUAUGAUGAAGAUUGAAACUCACUUGUUACAAGUGCCUACCAGCGUUAUUAUUAUUACUAUGAUUAUUAGUGUGACUUUUAUACUGAUAUACCGCCUAUAGAGCAUCUCAUCUAGUGAAGCGACGUGCAAUCUCGUAGUGUGUACGACAAUUAAGUUAUUUCAGAUCGAGAACUUUCUUUUCACAAAUACGAAUGCGCACCUAUUCAUUAUAGACAUAUGACCAAUAGUGGUUGACCUUUAAUAAUUUUGAUUUAGACACGUAACCUCGUAGUGAUUAUAGGGUACUCUAAAUAUGAAGUCGGUGGAUCCGAUUUGACCUCCUGUAUAGUUAGAUAGUUAUAUGAGUAUUGAUCGUUCGAGUUGUACUCUCUGCUCAAAGCAAUAUUUCUAGUAAAUCUUCAGUUCCUUUAAGAUAUGAAACAUUUUUAUUAUCAUUUAGAAAGAUACAAACAUCUGUAUUAUCGAUAUACAAUAUAUAAGCUGAUUUAUAUAUUUUGAUGAACAUUUUGUUUAGGUAAAGGCGUAUUAUGCGCUGCGAUCCUGUUGAACCGGAAGACGUUGAAUAAAUUUGAAGCAGACGAGCACUAUCUUGUUAGGCAAAUGUUAGAGCUGUUUAAUUAUAUUUAUCGACAAAAAUAGGAUACUUCGUUAAGUCGCAUUUCUGUUUCAGUGAUAUAAGUCAAACUGCAUUGAGGUAGCUCUUGCCAAUCGUCAAUUCCUUAUCGAUGACUGAUUUCAACUACAAAGGUUUUUUCAUGAACAUAUGUUUACACACAGCUCCCGCUAGACCGAUCUGUGUGGAACACGGUUAGCGACACUUAUUAUUGCUGAUAUCCAUUGUUUGUCUGGUGGAAACCAGAUUUAUCACCAUCUAUGGUCUAUUAUGUCAAAAUUAAGCGUUUUCCUUUUUAUAUGACGUCUUCCCUACAUUGCAAGAGAACGAUAGCUAUUCACUUUAAAUAAAAUACAUUAUUUGCUUAGAAAUUGUUUCUUUUUUGUGAUAGAUUCACACCUAUUAGAAGAGUAAUGUUUAAAUGUGAGUGAAGUAGUGGGAUAGGCGAUGCGAAUAAAUUGUCGGCAUACAGAUCCGGAGAAAACAUUUUAUCAGAACGGCAUUGACGAAGCCAGGCUUCGAUAUAGAAGAUCGAUUAAAAAAUAAUCAAGUAUAUUACCCAUACGAAAUUCUGCCACGAUAAAUGUAAUAAAUUACUGCCCACAAGAAUUCGCUUAAGAGUGUUUACAGUCAACCCACACAGACAAUCCAAGUUUUUGUUAAUUGUUUCUGUUCUAAUAGGAGUAUGAUAAACGCAAAUUUAUGUUAAAAUAUUGCUCACGGUGCGUAAAGCUGACAUCCAGACGAAUACUUAAUUAAACAAUGGUUUGGGCUUCGGAGCUUAGAACAGUCUAUGCGAGGAGCGUCCCCUGUUGCUGUGGAUAAUUUUAGGAAACAAAUAAAUAUGGUAGUUGUUAUUAAAAAGGAACAAAAACAUCAUUCCCUGCGCAUGGAAUGCCAAUGUUCGUGUGUUAGAAGCUUCUCCAAGAAAUUUUUCAGGUUUUUGUAAACGUCCUACUGGAGUAUCUGAUGCCAUAUCAGACACUACUUAAAUAAAAACUGACAGGUACUACUUCUUGCAAAUAUUAAGCAACUUCUAAAGUGAGAUGGGUUAAGUACUUUAGUUUUUUGAGUACCUAAAGCACACUUCGCUGUUGUUGCCUUGAAUGUAAACCCGCCAGACCUAACUGCAACUUGUUUCACAUAACCUUAUAUAGCAUUUGAAUCAUGUCAGUCCUAGGGUUGUUAAUGAGGGAUUUCUUAGAAAGACUAUAUAAAUUCGCGAUGCCAUUAACGACCAGGAUUUUAAGUAGCUGUAUUAACUGGAGUAUUUUCUUUUUUUGUAUUAAGCCAAAAUCUUAGGAUAUGAAUCGGAGUCGCGGUAAUUUCGGCCGGCCAUUCGUUUGGUCCAUCAUUUGAAGCCUCGGACGACUACCCAAAGGCAUUCUGAAAAAAGGG
Molecule: messenger RNA, 4350 nt
Organism: Varroa destructor (honeybee mite)
Lineage: Eukaryota; Metazoa; Arthropoda; Arachnida; Mesostigmata; Varroidae
Biological process (GO): anterior/posterior pattern specification; negative regulation of transcription by RNA polymerase II
Cellular component (GO): nucleus
Molecular function (GO): RNA polymerase II cis-regulatory region sequence-specific DNA binding; DNA-binding transcription factor activity, RNA polymerase II-specific
Source: RefSeq, a predicted model, not a curated record